Messenger RNA from Adineta steineri, 468 nucleotides. The record is from the annotation of a GenBank genome assembly. Lineage: Eukaryota; Metazoa; Rotifera; Eurotatoria; Adinetida; Adinetidae.
AUGACUACAUCAGAUUUAACUAUUGAUGGUUUAGCGAAAGAUGGAAAUUCGGCGAAGGUUAUUUAUUCUGAACCACCUGCUUAUACAGUUCAAUUUACAGAACCAACCAAUUAUUCAAAUACUCAUACUCAAAUUCAUCAACCUCAAUCAACGUAUAAUAUUAAUUCUCUACCACCCACUAUCAACCUCAAUGGAAAUAGAAUUCAAUCAACAAUUCAAACUAGUAGUUAUAAAGCUUGGUCUAUUCUAAAUAUUAUUUUCUGCAAUAUAUGUUUUGGUUGCCUUGCUUUGCAUUAUUCGAACAAGACAAAAGAUCUAAAAAGAAAUGGUCUUGUGCAAGAUGCAUUAAACACGUCAAAGGUAGCUCGUAAUAUCAAUUUAGUUAAUACACUGAUGGGUAUAUUCGCAUUGGUUUUCUUCUUCUUUAUCAAAUUUCUCAUUGAAAUGAAUUCUGAAACAGUUAAAUGA